Suricata suricatta (meerkat) is the source of this 2040-nucleotide messenger RNA. RefSeq names its product SLC9A3 regulator 1 (gene NHERF1). Gene Ontology annotation, molecular function: protein-membrane adaptor activity; signaling receptor binding. NCBI's taxonomy places the organism in Eukaryota, Metazoa, Chordata, Mammalia, Carnivora, Herpestidae. The transcript has 6 exons. Gene Ontology annotation, biological process: protein localization to plasma membrane. The coding region runs from base 246 to 1346 and encodes 366 amino acids. The record is from RefSeq and is a predicted model, not a curated record. Gene Ontology annotation, cellular component: apical plasma membrane.
UGGAGCAGUUUCGGGAGCGCUCAGACGCCGCGCGGAGUGGGGAUUGGUCCACGCGUUGCGCCUUCAACUGCCAGCAGUUCGCGGCCGCAGCUCGCCGCACACCUGCUAGUUCAGCGGCCUGACGGCGCAGGGAUUCCCUCCUGCGCUCCCUCCCGCCAGCAGGUCCACAGGGCGGAAAGAAGGGCUGAACCGUCCCGUCCCCAGCCCCCAACGGGACCCCGCGUCGCACCACUGAGCCGGGUGAGAUGAGCGCGGACGUGGCGGCCGGGGCUCCCCUACCCCGGCUCUGCUGCCUGGAGAAGGGUCCGAACGGCUACGGCUUCCACCUGCACGGGGAGAAGGGCAAAGUGGGCCAGUUUAUCCGGCUGGUGGAGCCCGGUUCGCCAGCUGAGAAGGCGGGGCUGCUGGCCGGAGACCGGCUGGUGGAAGUGAACGGCGAGAACGUAGAGAAGGAGACCCACCAGCAGGUGGUGAGCCGCAUCCGCGGCGCACUCAACGCCGUGCGCCUGCUGGUGGUCGACCCCGAGACGGACGAGCGGCUGCAGAAGCUGGGUGUCCAGGUCCGGGAGGAGCUGCUGCGAGCCCAAGACGGGCCCGGGCAGGCCGAGCCGCCGGCCGCCGCCGAGGCACAGGGGGCUGGUAGCGAGAAUGAGACGCAGGCUGCCGCGCCAGAGCCGCGCGAGGCGGAGAAGAGCCGUCCGGAGACACGUGAGCUUCGGCCUCGGCUCUGCACCAUGAGGAAGGGUGCCAAUGGCUACGGCUUCAACUUACACAGCGACAAGUCCAAGCCAGGCCAGUUCAUCCGGGCAGUGGACCCAGACUCACCUGCCGAGGCCUCGGGGCUCCGGGCUCAGGACCGCAUCGUGGAGGUGAACGGGGUCUGUAUGGAGGGCAAGCAGCAUGCGGACGUGGUAUCUGCCAUCAAGGCUGGUGGGGACGAGGCCAAGCUGCUGGUGGUGGACAAGGAAACCGAUGAGUUCUUCAAGAAGUGCAAAGUGGUCCCGUCUCAGGAGCACCUGAAUGGUCCCUUGCCCGAGCCCUUUACCAAUGGGGAGAUCCGGAAGGAGAACAGCCGUGAAGCGCUGCCUGAGGUCACCUCUGAGAGCCCCAGAUCAGCCCUGGCGAGAUCCACCUCCAGUGAUACCAGCGAGGAGCUGAAUUCCCAAGACAGCCCCAGGAAACAGGACUCCACGGCACCCUCGUCUACCUCUUCCUCCUCCGACCCCAUCCUGGACUUCAACAUCUCCCUGGCCGUGGCCAAAGAGAGGGCUCACCAGAAACGCAGCAACAAGCGGGCUCCGCAGAUGGACUGGAGCAAGAAAAAUGAACUCUUCAGCAACUUCUGAGUGUCCUCCUGCGGGCACCCGGGAAAGCUGGCCGGCCUGGGCCAGCCCCGGUGCCCCGCCCCACCCAGCUCCCUCUCCUUCCUCCCCACUCACUCCUCUCCGUAAUCGACACACAAAUCAGCACCCGCAUCCCUCCUCUAUUGGUGAAUCUGACUUUUCUAGAGAACUAUGCUCUUCCCUUACCUCAGGGAAGGUGAAUGUUUCCAUCCUGCCCCAGGCAGCAAGUGGACUCUUGUCCUGCUUCUCCCGAGCGCUCGGGGUGCCCUUACCACAUCCCUGGGACCUCACUGAGCAAGGAUCGGGGAACAGACAAGAGGUCUCCCCUGGGGAGGAGUCCGAGGUUGACCAAGGACUGCCGAGUACAGCGACGUUGUGGAGCGGACAGGGGCCCCGUCCUCAGAGUUGUGGCUUGGGCAUCUUAUUUUUGGUCUUUUUUUUUUUUUUUUUUUUUUUUUAAUGCAGUACCACAGACAGAGUCUAGAGGGAUUUUUGUUUCCUUGAUUAACAUGAUUUUCCAGGUUGUUGCAUCCAGGAUAUAGCAGCAGCCUUAGCCUUAAACUUUUGUUUCUGCUCCUACUCCUAGCCCGCCCCCCCAGCCCUGGGCAAUGUGGGGAGGGUCUGGCCACCUCCUGCCCUGCCACCCCGUUGUAAGGAAACUCCCUUCAGAAAUUCAACUGGCAUCCAAAUCGCCUCA